AUGGCCCCGUGGCCCGCACCUCCUCCGCCUCCGCCUCCGCCUCCACCUCUCGCCGCGCCGCCGCCGCCGCCCGGCGCCUCCGCUAAGGGGCCGCCGGCGCGCAAGCUGCUUUUCAUGUGCACCUUGUCCCUGUCUGUCACCUACCUGUGCUACAGCCUCCUGGGCGGCUCGGGCUCCCUGCAGUUCCCCCUGGCGCUGCAGGAGCCGCCGGGCGCCGCCGAGCCCCCGCCGAGCCCGCCGCCACCCUCGCUGCCGCCCUCCCCCGUGCGCCUCGGCGCCCCCUCGCAGCCGCCCGCGCCGCCGCCGCCGGACAACGCGAGCCGCGGGGAGCCGCCCGGGCCCCCCGAGCAGCCCGCCGGCCCCGGGGCGGACGGCUGGGGUCUGGCGAGCGGCGGCGGCGCCCGGGACGCCUGGCUCCGGACCCCGCUGGCCCCCAGCGAGAUGGUCACGGCGCAGAGCGCGCUGCUGGAGAGGGACGCGCAGGAGUCCAGCACCACCGACGAGGAGCUCGCAGGCCGGCGAGCGGCCAACGGGAGCAGCGAGAGGGGCGGCGCCGCCGGCACCCCGGACUACGGGGAGAAGAAGCUGCCGCAAGCCCUCAUCAUCGGGGUCAAGAAAGGGGGGACGCGCGCGCUGCUCGAGGCGAUCCGAGUGCACCCGGACGUGCGGGCGGUGGGCGUGGAGCCGCACUUCUUCGACAGGAACUACGACAAGGGGCUCGAGUGGUACAGAAAUGUGAUGCCCAAGACAUUGGAUGGGCAGAUAACCAUGGAGAAGACGCCUAGUUACUUUGUCACAAAUGAGGCUCCUAAGCGCAUUCACUCCAUGGCCAAGGACAUCAAACUGAUCGUGGUGGUGAGAAACCCCGUGACCAGGGCCAUCUCUGACUACACCCAGACCCUGUCCAAGAAGCCCGAGAUUCCCACCUUCGAGGUGCUGGCCUUCAAAAACCGGACCCUAGGGCUCAUCGAUGCCUCCUGGAGUGCCAUUCGAAUAGGCAUCUACGCUCUGCACUUGGAGAACUGGCUCCAGUAUUUCCCUCUCUCUCAGAUCCUCUUCGUCAGUGGCGAGCGACUCAUAGUGGACCCUGCCGGGGAAAUGGCCAAAGUCCAGGACUUCCUAGGCCUCAAGCGCGUGGUGACUGAGAAACAUUUCUAUUUCAACAAGACCAAGGGGUUCCCUUGCCUCAAGAAGCCGGAAGACAGCAGCGCCCCGAGGUGCUUAGGCAAGAGCAAGGGCCGGACUCAUCCCCGCAUUGACCCGGAUGUCAUCCACAGACUGCGGAAAUUCUACAAACCCUUCAACAUGAUGUUUUACCAAAUGACUGGUCAGGACUUCCAGUGGGAACAGGAAGAGGGUGACAAAUGA
This is a messenger RNA of Lepus europaeus (European hare), 1368 nucleotides long. It is a transcript of the gene HS3ST4, whose product is annotated as heparan sulfate-glucosamine 3-sulfotransferase 4. Gene Ontology annotation, molecular function: [heparan sulfate]-glucosamine 3-sulfotransferase activity. Bases 1 to 1368 code for a protein of 455 amino acids. Lineage: Eukaryota; Metazoa; Chordata; Mammalia; Lagomorpha; Leporidae. The transcript has 2 exons. The record is from RefSeq and is a predicted model, not a curated record.